UAGUUGCAGGAAGUUGAAAAAGUUGAACCAAAGCAAAGCCAAUAUAUAGGCUCUGGGUUUUUAACCGUAUUACACAGCGUUAAACAGAUCCAGAUAAUGGUUGAUAUGGUGCAUCGAAAUUCAUAACGUGUGACUGAAGAAAGUGUUAAGUGAAUGACUGAAAAAAAGUGUUCAAGUGAAUGACUGAAAAAAAGUGUUACGUGAAUGACUGAGUUCUGCAGACCAGCCUGAGGAGUGAGGACAACUAUUGCUAUGGAGGCCAUGCAGGUUCUGGUCCUCUGCCCCUGCUGACGGUGAUGGCAUCUCUAAUUAGCCAGCAGUUUGUGAUAGUUCUCCUGAGUCUCUUGUGUGGGUCUGUUUCUGGUCGUUUGCCGCGAAUACCCAACUUUGUGGGUCAAGACCAGCAAGAAAAUUCGUCCAUUGACGGAACUAGGAGUUUUCGACGUGACGUCAUCACCGCUCUGUCGGCGCUGAUUGGUCACAGCCAUCGCUACCUGCAGUUGCUCUAUGACGUGCGAUUCGAAGAUGAAGUCUAUGACGUCACGCAGUUCUCCAAGACGGAGAGCGGUCUGAUGGUUUAUCGGGUCGACGGAACCGAGGCUCAGCUGGAGAAUAUCCUGGCGCCUGCCGACGGUCCUACGGUCCUUCUGCUUCUCUGCCGUCCUAAGCAGAUCACGGACAUGUUUCGGACGAUUCACCGCAGGAGACUCAACAGCCACUACGUCCUGUGGAUAGUGAUGUUGAGAGACGCAGGAGAAGGAGACUACGUCACGAACGGCCUGGAAGGACUGGUCUUCGAGGGAACUCGGGUGAUUCUCGUCGUCCAGAAUGCUGGGGAAAGUUACGACGUGUUUUCGUCUCGUGUUGACGCGGAAGGCAUUAUCAGAUUCUUCCGUGACGCCAAGCUGGACCUCGCCACCGCCCGCGGAAGAGAUCUCCUGAAGCAGGUCGCCCUUAGAGAUGAUUCUGCCUCCUACAGGGACAUGAACGGGAGGGAGAUGCGCAUCGCAGCCGUCAAUAACUUCGGCCUCUGCAACCUCGUUCGUCUGCCAGACGGGAGGACGCAGCCCUCCACCGGGAUCGACGUGGCCAUGAUGAAGACGCUCAGUUCCGCCCUCAAUUUCACAAUCCGCAUCGUGGACCCUCCCGACGGGUCGUAUGGGAACCCCCUUCCCAACGGCUCAGUCACCGGAAUGAUUGGGAUGGUGGCCAGGAGGGAAGCUGAUUUUGCCAUCUGCGCCAUUUCCCUGUCGGCCCUUCGCAAGACUGUAGUGGACUUCCCAUACCCAUAUUAUCGGUCGCCCCUGGGCCUAUUCUCGAGGGCGCCCAAAGAGAAGAGCAGAGUGCUGGCCAUUCUCUCACCGUUCACCGCCCAGGUUUGGCUUGGCAUCGUCGUUGCCGUGCUGCUCAUGGGCCCCAUAAUAGCCGUCCAGUCGAAAUUGUCGUCUGCUGCUUACGUGAAGGGGCGCGAGUUGCCGAAAUUCCUGACGUACUCCUUCAACGUGUUCAGGAGCAUAGUCUCUCAGGGCAACCUGCUGCCGACGACCACCGUGACCGAGAGGGUCGUCUUCGUCUCCUGGUACCUGUUUUGCCUCGUCGUCUCAGUGUUGUACUCGGGAAUGCUGACGGCCGUGCUGGCCAUCCCAGCCUUCGAAGCUCCCAUCGACUUCCUCACGGACCUCCCAAGGGCUGUCAAGGAAGGCUUCGACAUCGGCGUCUACAAGGACACGACCAACGAGUUACUCUUCAGGGAGGCGAAGGACGGCAUCUAUGCCCAGACGUGGAAGCUGUUCAACCACAAGAACCCAGAGAGAAGUUUCGUCAGAGGCAACGCCCCCGCAAUGGAUGAGGUGGUCUCCAGGGACUUCGUGUACAUCGGCUUCAUGGCGUCCUGCGAGAUCCUCUCAACGAAACUAGGAAGAAGUAGAAUCCACAUUGGCAAAGAGACGUUCUUCUCCAGCGACAUUGGUCUAGCAACCCCGCCCGGAACGCCUUAUACCAAGACCUUCGGCGACGUGACACUGAGACUGAUCGAGGGAGGACUGCGGACGAAGUGGAAGGCCGAGGAGCUAAGCAGACUGGCAUCCUCGGUGCCAAAGGAGACGGAGAAAUCUGGCACCUACGCCAUCACCCUCUCUCAUCUGCAGGUUCUACUUCACGUGAUGGCCUUGGUGUUUCUUGGAGUGAAGUCUGGGACAUUUGCUCUUAAUCCUAUGGAAAUUUUGCGAUUAGGCCCAAGCCCUCUACGUUCUUUGCAUGACAGGUUCGCUAAUCGAUCAUCUCAAGAUACUGGAGGAAAGUUAGAUAUUGUAGUACUAGAGCCAGAAGAGGUGGCCGAAGAAGUCAUGAGUGUGACAGUACCACCAAGCAGUGACAGUAUCCUCAGCCCUUUUCGCCAGCCAGGCACUGCAGGUGACAGCGUCCUCGGAAGUCUGUUCGAACUAGGAGUGAGUGACAUUAAGAAAACAGAAUCGCCAGAGCGAAAGAAUUCACCGUCUCGUGAGCUUUUGAACGAGAUUCUAGAACUGCCAUUUCUCCCACUGACCAGGGACAAUGGAACGUUAACGCAUGCGGGCGAGAAAGAGCACGCUAAAUCCCCACUUCUCCAGUAUUUGGACGUGAUUCGAGGAGAUGCAUGGGCCCAAUUUAAGUCGCUAGCCCUUAGUUACUCAAACUGGCUCGAGGAUGAAUACCAGAUACAGGAUAUUUCCGACAAGUUACCCAUAGGCUUAAUCAAGAAGGUCCUCGAUUUAGGCGACAGGGUGAAUUUCUUACACGUCGUGGGCAAGAAAGUCGACUCUGGACUCGCUAGUUUUUUGGCGAACGAGAUGAAGCCCCUGUUCGACCAUUUUGAUACUCUGAACCCUGGGAGAGCUUUCGGUUCGAGCUUCUCGACGGUGAUCAACAACAUCGUGCGGGACACGGCGUGGAAGACGAUGCACCAGUUCAUAGGACAUGUUCUCAGCGUUGCUGAAAGGUUCGUGUCCAGGAAGGACAUCGAGGACUUCCAGGCUGAUCUGGCUAAAAGUAGUCCCUUGGUCGCCAAAGGAUUGGAGGUGAUCAUAAACGGACCUCCAACAGAAGGAGCUGUGGGACGUUCUCUUAUGGGACGCAAAGGAUAUCACGACGCUGAAUAUGGUUACAAGGACCACUAUAGCCAAAAAGAUAACUAUGGCCACAAAGAUAACUAUGGGCAUAAAGAUCAUUACGGCCACGAAGAAAUAAGCUACGGAUAUGGUGGCUACGGCUCUUUCGAUGAAGGCUACGGAAUGUACAGCCAAGGGUACAAAUCUGGCGUCUUUCUGGACCCGUAUCUCAUCUUGGGUGGACUAGGAGCAGCCGCCCUGUUAGCCUACUUGGCCUACAAGGUCAUCGUGACCACCGCAGCUGCCCGUCGCAGGAGGUCGGACGACCUGACAUUCAUGGAACUCUCUGACAUGCCCAAUCUCGUCUACUCCUUCUUACAGUUAUUGGAAGGCGCCGACGAGAAGUACGGCGACGUCGAACCGGUUCAUUGGAUGACACUGAGGCACCUCGUCAGCGCCUUGAAUUCCCUGUGGUAUGAACGCGAAGAAGUCGGCUGCAUUCGAUGCUCCCUGUUCAGAUAA
Messenger RNA from Macrobrachium nipponense, 3608 nucleotides. RefSeq lists its product as uncharacterized. Gene Ontology annotation, cellular component: membrane. The record is from RefSeq and is a predicted model, not a curated record. Gene Ontology annotation, molecular function: ligand-gated monoatomic ion channel activity. Lineage: Eukaryota; Metazoa; Arthropoda; Malacostraca; Decapoda; Palaemonidae.